UAGAUUCUGGCGGAGAUGGCGGACGGCCCAGAUCCCGCGUCCCACUCCGCUCCGCCUCCUUUUAUGCCCCUCCCUCUCCUCCCCAAAAACCCCUCUCCACCCCACCUCACCCCAAAUCUUGGACAAAAAAGCCAUCACAUCACAGGUUUGCCAGGGCGCGGGAGCGAGGAAGGAAUGGAGCCGGCGGAGCGAAUCGAGUCCGGGACGACGCUGGGGAAGCGGCAGAGGAGCAGGGUGCUGCCCCGGACGGCUAGCAUGGUGACGGUGCCGUCGGCGGCCAAGCAGGGGCGCCAGGAGCGGGGCGCCGACGUGCCGUCCUCCGCCUCCCUCCCCGCUGGUGGCCCGGGGAUGGGAUCCGAAGGAGGCGGCGCGGCGCCGAGGGGCUACAACUACGGCAGAUACUUCGCCGGUGUGGAGACGGCGGCGUUCUUGAAGGCGUGCGGCCUCUGCAACCGCCGCCUCGGUCCCGGCCGCGACACCUUCAUCUACAGGGGUGAGGUGGCAUUCUGCAGCCAGGAGUGCAGGGAGCAGCAGAUCGAGCACGACGAGCGCAUGGAGAAGACCUGCUCCCUCACCUCCAUCAAGGAGGCCUCGUCCGUCUCCGGCGCCAGCGGCUCCGACCAGUCCGGCAGCGGCGGGGAGACUGUCGCCGCCGCCUAGCUCCGGCUCCAGUGGCGCGACGGGAGGUGCAAGGGGUGUUGCGUUUUCGCGCCCUGCAGACGAGAACAGCAACACCGGAUCGGUCAGUCCGUCAGUUUUCUGGGCAUUCGCCAUGUGGUGCGUGCCAUGCUAUAGCGUCUGUGUAUACAGCUUAGCUCUAGAUUGGCUCAUGAACCAAAGUGGCAGUGGGAGGCGUUCAGGAUAAUGUCUGUGGUGGUUUUCUUCUCUGUCCAAGGAAAAACCUGGGUUGCAACAACAGAUUGCACAUCUUUCGCCUC
Phragmites australis (common reed) is the source of this 938-nucleotide messenger RNA. Its product is annotated as FCS-Like Zinc finger 7-like. The coding region runs from base 16 to 660 and encodes 214 amino acids. NCBI's taxonomy places the organism in Eukaryota, Viridiplantae, Streptophyta, Magnoliopsida, Poales, Poaceae. The transcript has 2 exons. The record is from RefSeq and is a predicted model, not a curated record.